Trichoplax adhaerens is the source of this 1338-nucleotide messenger RNA. RefSeq lists its product as uncharacterized. The transcript has 5 exons. NCBI's taxonomy places the organism in Eukaryota, Metazoa, Placozoa, Uniplacotomia, Trichoplacea, Trichoplacidae. The record is from RefSeq and is a predicted model, not a curated record. Gene Ontology annotation, cellular component: membrane. Gene Ontology annotation, molecular function: neuropeptide receptor activity. Gene Ontology annotation, biological process: neuropeptide signaling pathway. Bases 1 to 1338 code for a protein of 445 amino acids.
AUGGGUCACGUAGUAGCAGACGGAUGUCAGGAUAAAAGAACGAUCAACAAUACCUUACGAGAGAGGUUAGAUCUUCAUGUAAUUGAGCCAUACUACAUCUCAGAGAAAUUAUGCUUUGAUGAGGCCUGCACUGAACGCAUUCCUUAUACCGCCGUACAUACGGGUACACAAAAUUCGAACCAGUCAGCGAUACAAUGGCUGAAUAUCAUUAUAAUCGCCACUGCUUGGCAGUAUAAAAUGCGUGGACAGUCGGCAUCAUUUUGCCCUUGGAUAAUAACCAACUUUAAACGUGGCAAUCUUUCCAGCAAUGUAGACAGCAGCACUCAAACAGCAGCUAGUAUUGUGGGUUAUACGAUCAUCGGUAUCGUUUCUCUUUUUGGUAAUGUUAUAAUAUCGGUGAUUACAUUACAAAGAAAAACAGGCAGAACCCCUAUUGAUAUAUUAAUUUUUGCACUUGCAAUUGGCGAUUUAAUUAUUACUGUUACUAUCCCUUUUGUAGCCGUUGUCUCUCUCAAUUCAGUAUUUGCCUUUGGCCUAGCUGGAUGUAAAUUGCUGUUUGGCGUACGCAAUGUAGCUAUUUACGCUUCUUCAUUCACUCUAGUAGUUAUUGCCUUGGAGCGUUAUCGUACAACAUUUGAUUUAUCACGGUCACGCCGUGAUUUACGACAAACUACUGUUUUAAUUGCUAUUACUUGGGUUAUAGCUAUAGGAUUAACAAUCCCUCAAUUUAUCGUGCUUCGCUUGGUAACAUACCCUGGUGUCGGUAUUUAUUGCUUGGAAGUAUGGGGGAAUGAUACGAUUGUUGGUCGAAAAGCUUAUAGCCUAGUCUUAUUCUGUUUAACAUUUGCAAUCCCAUUUAUUACAGUUACUGUCUCUAACAUUAUCAUAUUUCAUAAGUUAUUCCAUGCUAAAGGUCACUCAUCAACCAAUCAAGUUAGAUUAAAAGCUAAAGGACAAGUAGUUAUGGUUAUGGUUGCUGUAUCGGCGGUAUUUUUUAUUUGCUUGUUACCAAUUUACAUGAUCAAUACAUUAGCGGACUUUCAAGCAAUAACAUAUACGCCAUCGGUCGUCGCAUUGUCUGAAAUUUUCACUUGGAUAGCUUACUCCCAUAGCAUGUGGAAUCCUAUCAUCUAUAUUAUUGGAAGUUCAAAAAUGAGAAAAUCUUGUAAAAUUCUAUUUAAAAUUGAAAAACAUGAAACUAGCAUCCAUUACAAAGGCGAACAAAAUACACUAUCUAGAAAUAGCCUUAAAAAACAAAAUCGACUUUCUUCUAAUAAUAAGAUCGCACCAUUAAUUGCCUCAGUACCAGCCGAUGAAUUAGUGUCAGUGAGAUCUUAA